CAGAUAACUUUUGUAGGUGUUGUUUCUGUCAGCUCUGUCAGGUGUUCUGUGGUUCUGUCCUGUGAGCCCAGCUGUCGCAGCAGCAACAGUUGGGCGGAGUUCUGUGUUGAGAUAACAACCGGACUUCUUAUUCUGUACAGUACGUCCGGUGCAGCAGCAUGACGACGCUCAUUCCAAAGGUAACGAAGUUGACGUCUCGCAUAAUUCGAGUUCUAGGAUGCAACCCAGGUCCGAUGACUCUGCAGGGAACUAAUACGUAUAUUAUUGGGACUGGAAAGGAGCGAAUAUUACUCGAUACCGGAGAGCCCAAUGUCCCCGAGUAUAUCGAGACCCUCAAAAGCGUUUUGGGAGAACAAGGCAUAUCGCUAGAGCAGAUAAUCGUUAGUCACUGGCAUUUGGAUCACGUUGGUGGUGUGGACGAAAUACGGCGACAAGUUCAGCCUGGUUGCACCGUGAAGAAGUACGCUUUUCGUGAUGACAAGGCUGAGCAUUCUUUUCAGUACCUGAAGGACGGAGAGUGGAUCCGCACCGAAGGAGCGUCUCUCAAGGUAAUCGCCACUCCAGGCCACACGCAGGACCAUAUAGUGCUGUAUCUGGACGAAGAAGACGCUUUGUUCAGCGGAGACUGCAUAUUAGGCGAAGGGUCGGCGGUGUUCGAAGACUUCCAUUCCUACAUGGGCUCCCUAAACGCCAUUCUAGCGAUUAAGCCGUCCGUUAUUUAUCCGGGACACGGACCUGUAAUUUCAGACCCGGAGAAGAAGAUAAAGGAAUACAUUGAGCACCGGCUUGAAAGGGAAAGACAGAUUUUCGACUGCCUGCCAGAAACAGACGCUGGGUACAAAUCAAUCGCGGACAUCGUCGAAGAGAUUUACAAGGAGACGCCUGCUCAUCUUCAUGCAGCAGCUGCACGGAACGUGGAACAUCACCUUAACAAGUUAAUCAAAGACGGGAAAGUUGUGAAAAUUGCCACCGAAAACACUUAUCGACGGGUGUGACUGAAAUAUGUAAUAGAUAGAAGCAGUGCAAUAUAUUAU
This is a messenger RNA of Rhipicephalus sanguineus (brown dog tick), 1034 nucleotides long. Its product is annotated as endoribonuclease LACTB2. The transcript has a single exon. Gene Ontology annotation, molecular function: single-stranded RNA binding; RNA endonuclease activity. Bases 159 to 995 code for a protein of 278 amino acids. The record is from RefSeq and is a predicted model, not a curated record. NCBI's taxonomy places the organism in Eukaryota, Metazoa, Arthropoda, Arachnida, Ixodida, Ixodidae. Gene Ontology annotation, cellular component: mitochondrial matrix.